Messenger RNA from Rhopalosiphum padi (bird cherry-oat aphid), 2331 nucleotides. RefSeq lists its product as uncharacterized. The record is from RefSeq and is a predicted model, not a curated record. NCBI's taxonomy places the organism in Eukaryota, Metazoa, Arthropoda, Insecta, Hemiptera, Aphididae. The transcript has 5 exons. Bases 324 to 1031 code for a protein of 235 amino acids.
UUCUUUUUAUCCUUAUUUAUCAAUCAGUGAAUAAUCAGCCGCUGCUGCCUGUGGUUAUUACGUUAAAUUAUUAUCUCUAAUAAUCUAAUUAGUAAUUAUCUUUGGCUUUAGGCCCUCUGCGAUAGUAAUUCGUCGACGUGAGUCGUAUUUUUUUUUUUUAAACAUUCCGAUUUCCCAUGUUACGUGAUUUACGUAACAGGUAUCGCACUAAUCACACCGAAAUAUCUCAUCAUUAGUAAUUACUACUUAUCUGUCGGAAUUUUAGUACUUAGAGAUCGGUUUACGAGUUUUUGUUUUUUUCUCGAAUUUAAUUUGAAUAGAAAAUGCAUUCACAACAGUUAUUGACCCACGUUUUGUUUUUCGUCAUUUGCGCCACAGCAGUAGUCUGUCUGAAGAAAGAUGGGUUCUAUUGUCAGUUGUCUCCUCCAUGUACAUGUAUUACGAUCAACGACGACAGAAAUAUAAAUUUAGAUGGAAUAAAUUUGACACUGAAUAUCACGAAUGACCAGACGUUGAAUUAUCAACCUUGUCUCAAUAAUGGUAGUGGAAUUAUUAUUGAAUCAGUAAAUGAGACGUCCAAUUCUACAACACAACUUGCUAAUUUUAAUAUUGUUACCGUUAAGCUAAGCAAUAUGGUAACGUUUGUCUAUACAAAUAAUGACCAUGAGUUUGAUGUAAUUUUGGUAUGUGAUCCAUUGGCAGUCAGUGGAAAUGAAUCUCUAAUAAAUUUCCAGAAUGUCACAGAUAACCAAUGUACAAUUGAACUUAAAACCAGUCAAGUAUGUGGAUUAAAUUUAAGUGACGCGUAUGAUAAUAGCACGGAGUCAGGAUCUUGGACCUAUUUUUUUUCAUUUGUCUUGGUUGUGGCAUUUGUUUACUUUGUUGGUGGUUCUGUAGUAAAUGCCUGUUUAUUUAAUGAGAUUGGUAUUAAUAUGAUUCCUCACCAUACAUUUUGGUCUUCGCUGUACGAUAAAAUUAAGGAUAAACUAUGUGGCACAUCAACAAUGGCAUCAGCCUAUGAAAGUAUAUAAAAUAUUUUUUCUAAACAAAAAUAAGAUGCUCAUGCAUAUUGUAUGGUACCUAUUAAUAUUAAUUGCUAGGCAUGUUAUUACUGAAUUUAAAAUAUAAUAUUUAUUUUGUACUUUAUUUUUCUUAUUUACAAAAGAAACACUUGUAUUCAAUAACUUAAUUGUUUUAUGUAUUUUUUUUAUUAAAAUUUAAAAUUUACUUUAUUGCAAGUAAUAUUUUAAAUCUGUUAUUAAUAAAAAUUAAAUUGUAAUCAGGGUUUUAUUAUAUGUAUUAAUGUGAUUUUAAAAUAUUUUGAAUAGUCAUUAAUUUUAUACAAAUUUAUGUAAAAGUUAAUAUUGUAAAAAUGUAUUAUUACAAAAAAAAAAAUACAAGGAUUUAAAAUAAUUUUACUAUUUAAAAAUACUUUUAAAUACAUUUUUCACCAUGAUUAUUGGAUUUUCAAACAUAUAAUGCUAAAGAAUAAAUAAAAAGUAGAUUUACUUUUAUAAUUUAAAAUAAUUUAAUUAUUUUCUCCAGUAAAAAAAAUACUAGAUAAAUAAUAUUUAUCAUAAGAUAAUUUUGUUUUUAAUACCAGUGCAUAUUUAAAUUUAAUUACCGGUUUAACAUAUCUUAUGAAAUUUAUUUUUAUUUUUAGUAUUCACUAUUUUAAAAAUCCAAUUGGGAGCAAUUAUUAUUUUUUUUUUAUCCAUAUUAUUAAAUUAUUGAUUUGUAUAAAACAAUGUAGUCCAUAUUAUUUGCUAGUCCAUUUAUGUAUAUUAGAUUUUUUUUUUUUAGUAUUUUAAAAUUGCAUUAUAAUAACAUUUACUGGUACUUAUUAAUUUACCACAGUAUGUAUAUAACAUAAAAUAUAUUUUGUUAAGUAUAUUUUUUGAGUUACCAGUUUUCUAAAAAUACCUUAAUGUUGAUAGAUUUUAAAUAUUAUGAUUUGUUUUGUUUUGUAUGACUUAAAAUUAGAUAUUUCAUUAUUGUGUGUAUAGCUAAUCAAAAAUUGUAUUAUAAUUAUAUAAAGUUUUUUUUUAUUAGAAAAAUUCAAUAUCCUCUUAUUAUUUAAAUUAUUAGUACCUUUAUUCUAUUCCAUAAGAGCACUAACUGAUCUGAAAGCAGGUAUGAUUUCUUUAUUGAAAUUUAAAAAAAAUACCUGUACCAAGUACUGUUUUUAUAUGCCAUAUGGAAUGGAUUAUUGUGUUUUUUUUUUAAAUUUGUAUACCAUAUUAUAAAAUGUAAAAAUAGUUAUUUUUGAAUUCAUGCUAAAAAGUAAUAUGUAUUUAAAAAUUAAAUAUAUUUUUUCAUACUGCCAACAAA